Messenger RNA from Drosophila subpulchrella, 942 nucleotides. RefSeq names its product probable palmitoyltransferase ZDHHC24. NCBI's taxonomy places the organism in Eukaryota, Metazoa, Arthropoda, Insecta, Diptera, Drosophilidae. Bases 65 to 808 code for a protein of 247 amino acids. Gene Ontology annotation, molecular function: palmitoyltransferase activity. The record is from RefSeq and is a predicted model, not a curated record. The transcript is spliced from 2 exons.
AAAUCAAAGCAACCAAAGUCCAUUAAAUUAAAAAAAAAGAAUUUCAUAAAUUUUGCUUGCAUAAAUGGUUCGAUUUCGAGUGGUUUUGAGAGCUGCUUGCUGCUGGAGUCGCAGGAUGUGUUUUCGAGCUGAGGAAGGGAUCCUUCGAUUUACGCAGAGACAUCGCGAGAAAUGCGUGGGCUUUAUGCAUCCCUUUUCGGCAUUAUUUCUACUCGUUCUGAUUGGAUUUUUAUUUAUCUUCGAAUUGUGGUAUGUUUUGCCGGCCAUAACCGAUCCCCAGGGGAUGUGGCACAAGUUAAACUGGCUGCUGGGAAUUUAUGUUGUCUUUAAUAUACUGGGAAAUUGGUGGCUUGGCUUUGCAAGGAAUACCUCCGUUGAGAGUUUGCCACCGAAAAGGCAACAUCCUGCAGCUGGCGAGGCACACCUUUGGCACUAUUGCACCUCCUGUCAAAAACUAGUUCCCCCGCGGUCCUGGCACUGCAGAUUGUGCAAUGUUUGCAUUCUGAAGCGGGAUCAUCACUGCACUUUCACGGGAAAUUGCAUUGGCCACAAUAAUCAACGGUACUUCCUGGGCUUCCUGUUUCACCUGACUUUCGGUAGCGGACAGGCCCUCGUCUAUAAUGCCAUGUUGACCAGCAAAAUGAAGGCCUUUGGGCUCUCCGAUCCCCUAUUAAUGAUUGGCCUGGAUUACACUCAAGAUGCUGAUUUCGAGUGGAAGUACACUGUCGCCAUCAUCUUCAAACUGAAUUUCCUUCUUUUUAUGGUUCCAUUCGUUACGAUGUCGGCUGGCGGCGAAACUUUGAGUUAGUACUGGGAAAACGCGGCUUCUGGACUUUCAUCUCGCCCACAAUUGCAAGUCCUCUUCCCACCGAUGGUACCUUUUGGAUUCAAAAGCAGUUUGUUUAAAAAUUUGGAAAAAUUACACUAUGUGUACAGUACCUA